AUGUCGACGGAGAAGGAACUACAAGAAGCUAUGCAAGUACCAGCCUCACACAAGCUGAUCAGAGACAUGGGCCCAAUCAUUGACCCAGAGGAAGACUUUAACACCAUUGUCAUAGCUGAGGACAACAUUUCAGCUGCAGAAGCGCGUAAGAAGCAGGCGCUUGAGGAGGCCUACGCGACGCUCAAAUCUCUUUCUAAGAUCCUUGAUGCUGCUCGUGUAUCCUCCACGAGACCACCGUCUGUUCCUUCGGCAGAAGUUCAUACUGCAACAAUGAACGAGCUAGAUUCAUCUCGACUGUCACUCGCUAAGGCAGUCAGUGAUGCAGAAGGUCUUGUCGCCAGCAAGGAGGCCGAAGUCGCUGCUCUUAAGGAGGAAGCCCGGCGGCUUGAGCUUUGCGAUCCCGCUUCGGAACAUGAGAGAGAUUUGGACGGCAGAGCGCUCCGCCUUCAAAUAUACAGUGGUCUUGGAUUCACCCCCGUUCCCGACAAAGAUCGAAACACCUUCAAGAUUCUAGUCAACUCUGGCUCGACUGAUCUCUACUCAGUCCCCGUUGCGCUUUCCCACUCAGAUUGCCAGCAAACAAAUCACCUUUGGGAUUUGGCCAGCCGUUCAUCUUAG
Pleurotus ostreatus (oyster mushroom) is the source of this 618-nucleotide messenger RNA. RefSeq lists its product as uncharacterized. The transcript is spliced from 5 exons. NCBI's taxonomy places the organism in Eukaryota, Fungi, Basidiomycota, Agaricomycetes, Agaricales, Pleurotaceae. The record is from RefSeq and is a predicted model, not a curated record. The coding region runs from base 1 to 618 and encodes 205 amino acids.